Cryptococcus wingfieldii CBS 7118 is the source of this 894-nucleotide messenger RNA. RefSeq lists its product as hypothetical. Lineage: Eukaryota; Fungi; Basidiomycota; Tremellomycetes; Tremellales; Cryptococcaceae. The transcript is spliced from 2 exons. The record is from RefSeq and is a predicted model, not a curated record. The coding region runs from base 1 to 894 and encodes 297 amino acids.
AUGGACCCCCUCGCCCCUCUGCCAACCCUUGCCCUCCCCCCUCAGACCCUGAUUCUCCUCGUGGGACUCCCUGGUAGCGGUAAAUCCACCUUCGCCUCCUCUCUUUGCCAAUCUUCGGCCUCUCUCCUCACUUCCGACCCUUCCAACCCAUAUCAACCCCUGCACGCUUCGAUACAAGGAGGCAUUAGACCGUGGAUAAGAGCUUCGCAAGAUGAUGCGCCGAGUCGGAGAAGGCAGGAGGUGGAAGCACUUGUGGGAUGGGGAUUAAGGGAGGGGUGUAAUGUGGUUGUGGACCGUUGUGGAUUCGAUCCUGUACAAAGAAGCCAUUUCAUAUCGAUAGCGGAAGGCAUCAACCCCCAGAUCCGGAUAUACGCUCUCGUCCUCGCCGUCUCUGAACAGACCCUCAAAACACGACUCACGUCUCGUGAAUCUCACCCCACCAUCACUGGCGGGGAAGAAGGUCUUCGAGUGCUUGGGCAGAUGGGUAAAGUCUGGCAACCGCCUACUUCCCAAUCCGGCGAGGGGUUCCACAAGGUCCUGAUACUGGACGAGAAAGAUCAACCGAAUGGAGCCGAGGGAUGGACAGAAGACUUGGCACGGGAAGUGGUAGCAAAGAUAGAGAGAGAAGGGGAGCAGGAGGUAGGGGAGAGGAAGGAUUACAAGCCAAAGCCGAGAGAAUUCGGAGAUGGAAGAGGACGGGGCAGAGGUGGUUAUCGAGGGAGCUGGGAGAAUGGGCGUGGAAGGGGAGGCUGGGGAGGAGAUCGAGGAAGAGGAGGAUAUGCCAGAGGAGGGUCCGGUGGACCUUGGAGAGGAAACGGUGAUGGGUGGAGAGGAGGCUAUGGUCGAGGCGGGUACCAUCAAUCAGACAGCACUGCUUCGGUGCCGCCUUCGUGA